Molecule: messenger RNA, 5278 nt
Organism: Anolis carolinensis (green anole)
Lineage: Eukaryota; Metazoa; Chordata; Lepidosauria; Squamata; Anolidae
Gene: cwf19l2
Product: CWF19 like cell cycle control factor 2
Exons: 20
Coding region: 604-3129 (841 amino acids)
Biological process (GO): mRNA splicing, via spliceosome
Cellular component (GO): post-mRNA release spliceosomal complex
Source: RefSeq, a predicted model, not a curated record
UUCCCCUAAGAAACAUGGCGUCCGGGUUUGUAAGCGAGCGGACCUUGGCGGCGCGAAAGGAAGAGAGGCGCCGCCACCGCGAGGCGCUGCUCGAGCAGAAAAGACAGAGCCAAUGCUGGAGUCCUAGCAAGUCAGCUCAGAAGAACCUAAUGGCAGAACAACAACAACAAACCUUUGUCCAUUUUGUAUCAUAGAUCAUCCACCAAGUCAACUGAUGUCAACUGAAGUUUUCCCAUAACCAGGCCUGAAGCCAUACUAAAAUGAGAUUAGAUAAUCUAUGUCAUUUGGGAACGCUUGGAAUUGAGAGGCUACCGCAUUCUCCAGUAGUUAUUAAAUAUAGUGAGAUUCACUAAAGGGUCAGACCUCCUCUGGAGUAUUGUGUUCUGUUCUGGGCAACUCAUUUUAAAAAGGAUUUAAACAAGUUGGAAUGGGUUCGGAAAAUGGCAGCAAGGAUUAUAAGAAGCAUGGAGAACAAAACAUACGAGACAAGGUUGAAGGAGAUAAACAUGUUCAGCUUGGUGAAGAAAAGACCGGGCAAAAGCUGAUUAUGAAAAAAAAAAGCGAAAAGAAGAAUUGAAGCGACUUCGGGGGGAAGAUACAUGGAUGCUCUCCGAUGUGAAUGAUCGUUUAGAAGACUUAAGAAAAGAACACUCUGCUACAAAAAAGAAAAAGGAGAAGCAUUCCAAAAAAAAUAAAAAGGAAAAGAAGAGGAAGAAGGAUAAAGUAGAAAAAAACAAUGAAUCAUCGGAUAGCACUUCCGAUUCUUCAGAGGAGUGGGUGGAGGCUGCUGUACCAGAGUCUUCGAGAACAGAAGAGUCAUGGAAGGUGAAAAAGGAACAAUCAGACAAUGCAGAAAAUCCUGUGGCAGUUCAGAGGGAUGAGUGGAUGACCUUAGAUUUUAUGUCUGUCAAAACAUUGUCGUCAGCAUCGCUGAAGGCUGAAAAGCAGAUGGAAAAAUUACUGGAACAACAGAAAGCCCAAGCACAUGAACAGUCUCUGCUUGCUGAAAGAGAGCUGAACCCAUAUUGGAAAGAUGGAGGCACAGGCUUACCACCACAAGAAGUAACAUCAUCAAGAAAAGUGGCAGGAGUAGAAGAUGGUGGGUUAGGUUGGCUGAGGAAAUCUUACCUGAGAAUGAAAGAACAAUCCGAGAGAGAGAAACGGGAUUUGGAUGAAAUUGUAGCUGAAAGAUAUGGGUCAGUGGAGCUAUUUCAUUCAAGAUUGGAAGAAGCGGAGGCUUCUGCAGCCCAAAAAGAAAAAGGCUGGAAAAAGAGUACUUAUUCAGGAAUGGAACGUAAUAUGAGGCCGAAAGAUGCAAGAGACAUGCAAGAAGAAAGCAGUGCAGAAAGGCAUUCAUAUAAAGAACAAUCUAAGGAGAGAUAUAAUGACGAUUACUCCUCAAGAGAGAGAAGUUCCAGAAGAGACAAACUAACAGAAGACAGAGAACCAAGACAUAGUAAUAAGGAAUCUGCAGUAAAGGAUUUUUCUUAUAGAACUGCAAAGGAUUCUAAUAUAAUGAAAAAUUAUGAGAACCCCUUUUUGAAACCAUUAAAAGCUAUGUUCUUGAAGCCUGAUAACGAUAACAACCAAAAAAGCAAGCCAUUGCGUCCUUCAUCCCAAUUUGUUACUCCUAAUUCUAUGGGUUAUGGUUUCAGAAAACCUGGUGAUGAUGAUGAGGCCAUUCCAAGAUGGCGUAAAGCACAACCAAAGGAACAAAUUGGAAAAGCAACUGUAGAUGAAAAAACAUCUAGAAAUGAGAAUAUUGUUAUUAAUGAGGAGGAGAAAGAUUCAAGAGUCAAACAGGAAGAAAUUCAAGAGGAUUUGGGAGAAAAUGAGGUGUUAGACAGCAACACCUCAUCACAUUCAGGGCCUUUUUCAGAGGAUGAGACUCUCCAUAUUCUUAGUGAUGAGGAUAUGAACAAACUGGGAGCUAGAAUUGUAAAAGCAGAAUUGAUGGGAAACAAGGAUUUAGCUGCAAAACUUCAGGCUCAGCUUGACAAUGCGCGUAACAUGAAAAACAAUGGAGCACAGAUACGAGCUAAAGAAUCUGGGAGGGAGACCACAGCCUCUCAAGAAGAACAUGAAGUUGUCCUGGUUAAAACCGAUAAAACUGGAGGAGUUUGGCCUGUUAAUGCUCCACAUGAAUCAUUCGAGUCUACAGGCAGAAGGAGGAAAAAGCAGAUCACGACUCAUGUCGACAAGGAAAGGGUUCGGUAUUUUCAAGAUGAUGAUAAUCUGAGCCUGAAGGAUUUGGUCAGAAAUGAAAAGAUGAGAACAGCAGAGGAUCAAAAUAGGCUUUUCAUGAGAAUGGCAUCAAAGUUUUCAGAUAAAACCGAUAGAGACUACUACACUCUGGAUGACAUGUUUGUUUCCAAAGCAGCAAAGGGUGAACAGAGUGGGGUGGAGGAGGGAAGACAGAGGAGCCAAGCCAUCCAUGAGCAUCGGCAACUUGCUGCACGUAUGGAAAAAUGCCCUCACUGCUUCGGUAGUGCUGAGCUUCCAAAACAUCUCAUCAUUGCAAUUGGAAACAAGGUAUACUUAUCAUUGCCAAACUUCCAGUCCCUUACUGAAGGGCAUUGCCUAAUAGCUCCUAUGCAGCACUACACUGCAGCCACUCUUCUGGAUGAAGACAUCUGGGAAGAAAUUCAGGCAUUCAGAAGAACUUUGGUAAAAGUGUUUGAAGCUCAGGAGCUGGACUGUGUUUUUCUUGAGACAAACCUAAGCAUAAAGAAGCGAUAUCACAUGGUAUAUGAAUGCAUUCCUCUUCCAAAGGAGAUUGGAGACUUGGCCCCCAUCUACUUCAAGAAAGCUAUAAUGGAGUCUGAUGAAGAAUGGUCCAUGAACAAAAAACUGAUAGAUCUGUCUUCAAAAGAUGUCCGCAAGUCGGUUCCAAAAGGUUUGCCCUACUUUUCUGUGGAUUUUGGUCUCCAAGGAGGCUUUGCUCAUGUCAUUGAAGAUCAACACAAGUUCCCUAUUUAUUUUGGAAAGGAAAUCAUUGGUGGCAUGCUGGAUUUGGAGCCCAGGCUUUGGAGAAAAGGACUGCGGGAGAACUUUGAGGACCAGAGGAAGAAGGUGCUGCAGUUUGCUCAGAGAUGGAAACCGUUUGACUUCACCAAAAGCAAAGAGUGAAGAUGCAGAAACAAUACUUUGACAUUUACACUAGCUGGAUUUGCCAGGAAACUAUCACAAGCCAUUAAAUUCAUCCUCCUUGCAGAGAAGCUCAUAUUAAAGAUGACGUGGAUAUUUUCCUACUUUUUAUGAACACUUUUAAAGGCAAAAAGUAGGGGGAUAGUUCUUUUAAACAACCUUAAGAAACCUAACUAUGAAUUAUGUCCAUUUUCAAUGUCACAAAUGGAAAAUUAAAUCCUUAAUGAAAUUGAUGCAAAAUGUGUUUACAAUUAUUCCUGCUGCCAUCUAUACUAUUUGCCAGUUACAUUAUGUAGAUUGAACUUUGUUUGUGUAGACAACAGUGCCAUGAGCUUUUAAUUCAAUACUUUAUUGUUGACAAGUGCCCAGUUUAGCAAGGAUUAGUUAGAGACAACUUAAUUCCUGCUCCAUUUUAGUGCUUUUUUCCCCUCAUCCUUCCCCAUUCAGCCAUCAAUUUUUUUCUUGUUAGUCUUUGCCUGGAUGUCUGUAGCUCGAGGGCUGCCUAUAUUUGGAGGCCUAAGUGGGAAAGUACUUGAAAGCAUACAACAGCAACAAAGUACAUUUAUUCACAUUUGUUUUACCCUUUCUAUAUCAGUGGAGUUCUUUUGAUUUUUGUGUCUGCACAGAAGGUAACAGGUGGGUUAUUUGAAAAUAUUCCUACCUGUGUUGGCCUAACACGCAGCAUUCCAUAUUAGGAAGCCUAAUCCACAGAAGAACAAGAUCAGUGGGAAGGCUGUCUAUCAAAUAAGAGUUCAUGAAAAGCAAAGAGGUAUUUACAGUAAUAGAAUCUUGUGAAAUAUUUGGGAAUAGUUUGGCCUUGAGUAGUAAUUUAAAAAGCCAGGAAUUUCCCAGUGGGAGGAAAUUCCUGGCAUUGUCCUUAGAGAGAAGGUUUGGGAAUACUUGUUUUGUUUUAAAUGUAGCCAAAAUAAAUGCGUAUAAACCAAGGUAACUCUUGGGAUAUCUCAGUUGUCCUAUCCAGCAAGGAGGAAGAUCACAGAAUUUCCAAAGGCUACAGUGUCACCGCUUCUCUCAUAGUCUUUUAAAGAUAGAGACACAACAAAAUCUUCUAAACAAAUUCCUUUCCCUAAGAAGUUCCUGAAUGCAGCAUGUUUAAUGGCACAGGAAAUAACAUCAAAUCUAUCUACCAGCUCUCAGUGAAGCAUAUUAAUCUGUUUUUCACUUAAGAACGAGUACAGAUUAAGUAUCUCUUACCUGAAAUGUUUCAGACCAGAAAUAUUUUGAAUUGUUUUUGCGGGGAGGGGAUUUUGGAAUCUUUACGUAUACAUAAUGUGACCCCUGGGAGGUGGGGCCCAUAUCUGAUCACAAAAUUAAUUUGUACUUAAUAUAUAUCUUAUAUAGAAUAUUCUGAGGAGAAUAUAUGCAACAUUUUAAAUCAGAAAGCAAAGCUGUCACUAUCUCAGCCACCCAUGUGCUCAGUUUUGGAUUUUGGAGCAUUUCAGAUUUUAAGAUAGGGGACAUUGAACCUGAAUUUCUGUUUUAACAUUAAGACAUUCCAGACACUGAAUGUAAGCCUCAGCAUUUCAAUCAUUUAUUUGGUGAAAGAUAUAUAUAUAGUUAACAUCUAGUUAAGGAUAUACUAAAAUGUACAUUGACCUUUCUAAAUAUGUCUGAAAUAUGACCCUUUAGAUGGCUGUAUGUGUAUAAUCAAGUUUGGACAAGCACCUACUCUUUUAAUAUUCAGGAAAGAGUUAAAAACUUGGCUGUUUAAAAAAGCCUGUGAUAAUGGCUAGAGUAUGACUUAAUUGUCGGACAGGAUUGGAAUUGUUUAUUAGAACAUAAUGCUAGAUAAUUUGACAGCAGGAACAGACUGGUUAAAUGGUGUUUAUAUUUAUAUUGUUUUAGGGAGUAAAUAGUUUUAAAAAUGUUAUUUAUUAAUGUUUUAUUAAGGUAAAGGUAAAGGUUUCCCCUGACGUUAAGUCCAGUCAUGUCCGACUCUGGGGGUUGGUGCUCAUCUUCAUUUAUUACUAUGUUUUAAUUCUAGGUGGUGAUAAUUGGUUAUUGUUUUUAACUAUUGCUUCUGUUAUUUUGUAUCUAUUGAUUGCUGUAAGCCACACCGAGUCCCUUCGAAAAGGGGGCUGGGUAUAAAUAAAUAUUAUUAUUAUUAUUAUUA